AUGGCGUUAACACAAGUCUUCGAAACCAAAUUCCACUUUAUAAAUUUUCUCAAGUAUUUUUUGUAUUUGACAAUUCUAGCGACAUAUUCAAGAGUAAUAUAUACCUCCGCCUAUUCUAGUGUCUCAUACACCGAAGACCAAGAUAACCUCAUAAUUUUCGAUAGUUACGUUGAUGUAUACGGAACGAUAGUAAUGCGUAUGAUAAAAAACGACAGCAUCUUGCAAUGCAAUAUACCCGGAGAGCCGCGCAUGCAUUUACGACUCGUUUUCUCAAAUGGAACUGUUCGUCCAUUGGAUUUCGACUUUCCUGUGAAUAAAUGGAAUUAUUGUCCGACUGACUGGAUUUACGCGCUUUUAGUAGAACCGAAUCUUAUUCUGUUAAAUUAUUUUGAUUUUUCGGAUGCUGCACCCAAAGUGAAUGGCGUUUAUCGAGAAAAUGGAGUUUUGGUAGACUAUUGGGGAAAUAUUAAAAAUAAUUUUCUGCUUGGUUUUGGGUCAUAUAACAGAAAAUUUACAAUUGGAUUUAGCUCUUCAAGCGGGAUACUAAGAACCUAUCAAUUACCUAAUGGAAAUAUAGGAUGGAACAGAUUCACAAAACCUGAUGAAAACGGCCAAAUAUCGGAUGACGGGGAAGGUUUUUUCUACAAUAAAUCCGUAAAUGAAAAUAUUAUAGAUUACAGGCCAUUCAGUUUACUUGAUGGAGGAUUUGGCUGUACUAUAGUCACCCAAUAUAUAUCUCAAAGUCCACUGGAAUUACAGGAUGCAACGUUUCCGCAAUGGAAUGUAUAUGCAUCAUUUUUGAGACCUGGCAGCUCGAUUCCGACAAAACCUUUUCUUCAGUAUCAGACACCUGUACAAUUAUUAAAACUGGAGCUAAAGCGGUGUGCAGUAGUCUUUGAUGGAACUGGAAAUGAAUGUCUUAUGAUAGCAUCGAUGAAUCGUACUGUUUCGAUGAAAACUCAAAAUCAAACAGCAACCACAGAUGGUAACGGUAAUAAUACAAAUGGCCUUGGUAAUACAACAUUAGCAGAUCUAAACACACCUCUUAAAAUAUAUUCAAGUAUUCAGUUUAGAAGUUACUGUUCUGUGAUUGCCAUUCAAAAAUUAAAUGUUAGUUCUCAAAUGAAUUCCGUGAAUCCACUUUUCUACGGUGGAUAUGUUAUAUAUGAAGCAGUAAAGACAGACAAGACAGGAGGUGAUAUGCUGGAUCGUGAUGGCAACGUAAGAGAAAAAUGGAGCGCUGAUGAACGUUAUCGAAAUCCAAAUAUCGACACUACAUUUCCCACAAUCGGAGCCGUUAUUCCAGCUAAUAUCGCACAAAUAAGCAUCACAUAUAGCGAACCUGUUAUCUUAUCAUCCGGUAAUAUUACAAUAUAUCAAGAAGGCAAAUAUGGAUCAGCUGAUAUGUUUCGUCAAGGAGGAAACCAAUUGUCGCAAUCUCUUCAAAUUACUGUCCAAGAGAAAAAAGUCUCGAUUUCUGUUUUGGACUCUACUUUUAAUGUCCCAAAUGCUACUUAUUAUAUAAUUGUGGACACGAAUUUCGUUCGAGAUUCUGAUACAAGUGAAGCGUUACUUGGAAUGGAUAAAGAAAGUUGGCGAUUUACUACUGAGCCAUAUAAAACUGGUGAAGGCGAUAAUGGUAGAAAAUCAGGAAUAAUUCGAUUGACGCCUGCGGGUACAAUAGCAUUCAAAAACUCAUUAAAGAGUGGUUCAUCCAUAUAUGAAAAUAUAUCGAAUGAGCUCGCAAAAGUUAUUCCAAUCUCACGCAAAAGACUCGAAAUAAAGAAAAAAUACCAAAUCGACGGUGAUCAAAUUCUUCUUCGAUUAAUUAUUCUACCUUCAGAAAAUAAUUCCGAAAAUAGCGUCCAACAGGUUAUAAGCAAUUUAAAGACUCUUAUAAAAUACAAGGAUAUCACGUCUAUUUCAAAAUAUAAUUAUACCGAGUGGUUGGACAGUAGUUAUGGGUUCCAGGAAUCAAUCGAUUUAUUGGAAAAAUACAAGCUUGCGUUUCUUAUAGCUAUUGCUGUCAUUUUCUUGAUUGCUAUUGUGUUUUUCUUAGCUCGACGUAAGAAUAAAAAAGGCCAAAAUACUGUUAUUAUUACUAGUGCAUUGAUUCUACAAGAUAUUGUUUUCGAUUUUACAUUUGUAAUCUUUAAUGGUAAAGAUGUACCGAAACUUUUUAAGUUCAGUUUACUCACACUAAUAAUUCCAGUUGUCAUGAAUUGCGUCGUCGCUUUCUACGUAAUACUAUCGGAAAAUUCACGAAACGAUAAAUUUAAUUCAUGGCUCCGAAAGUAUCCACAAGUCGCUGCAGCGUUAACUCUGAUUGCCAGUGGCGAUGUCGUUAUAUUGCAUGUACUUACUUCUCAAGUGGCAGGCCUGAAAAUCUUUUCUGCUACGUUUUCCGAACAUGCUGAGACCGUUAUAUUUACAACGAGCACAUUGAAUUUACUUAUUGAGGAUAUUCCGCAGUUUAUUAUACGGAUUUACUAUUGGCUAGCUGUUGUCGAAUACGAUAUUAUUCUAUUGAUUUCGUUAUGUACCAGUGCGUUAGUCUUAUUAAAUACUUUAAUUGGUCGACUAUAUCUUGGUAUAAUCCACUGUCAGAAACGACGAAGUUCGAAUUGA
Messenger RNA from Ambispora gerdemannii, 2628 nucleotides. The record is from the annotation of a GenBank genome assembly. Lineage: Eukaryota; Fungi; Glomeromycota; Glomeromycetes; Archaeosporales; Ambisporaceae.